Fusarium sp. VM40 is the source of this 1371-nucleotide messenger RNA. The record is from the annotation of a GenBank genome assembly. Lineage: Eukaryota; Fungi; Ascomycota; Sordariomycetes; Hypocreales; Nectriaceae.
AUGACAUCCAUCUUUCAAGCAUUCAUCUUCGGCGCCUUCAUAUUGAGGGGAGCCCUGGCGCAGGACAAUACCACUACCAACAACAACAAUGGCGAUAAAAUGAUUGGAUGGGUCUCCCCCGCACCCCGUCGAACAACUUGGAGCAUCAUCUGGAGCUGCAUGUCCAUCUUCGUCGUGUGUUCUUGGAAAUGCGUCCACCUCAACAUCCCCAGUCACGAAGAGGUUAAAGGAGAAUGGCAUACGCUGCAGGUAAAGUUUCUGCCAGACAUAUCGGUUUGUCCCAAAGCGCCGCUGAGGAGGAAAUGGAGCCGCAAGGUUCUCUGGAUGUGCUGCAUCGCGCUUGCGCCAGAGAUUGGAGUGUCACUCGCUGUGCAGCAACAUAUGAAGGCACGGAAGGAUCUCAAGAACGCCAAUAAAAAGCGGUCUAGGGAGCUAAAGCAAGAGUAUACCAUGGCUCAUGCAUUUUAUGUCCAGAUGGGCGGCAUUGUUAUCUAUGAUGUUCCUCAGUCUUCCACUGCAAAAAAGGGCCAGGAGACCACGAAUGGAAUCGAUGCCCUGGAAAUGCCCCGAGGCAAGAUAAUCACAUCACUGGCGGAACUCGGCGACAUAAAAGUCAGGAUUUCCGAGCAUGAGAUUAAAGACCUUAGCAAGGCCGAUAUUAUAACCAAAGUCUUUGCCAUCAUACAGUGCACAUGGCUUACAGUGCAAUGCAUCGCCCGCAGCGCCCAAGGGUACGCUAUGUCGCAGCUGGAGCUGGGUACUCUGGGAUUUAUCUUUUGUGCAUUUAUCAUGCAUAUAUUCUGGUGGUCGAAACCUUUCGACAACGAAUCACGACGAGUCCUUCCCCUUCUUCCCCAGUCUGGAAAGUUCUCCAGCCUUCAACUUUUUCUAUCCAUGGAUGAUCUAACCAAGUAUGAUCCUAUAUUGUUUCAGCAAAAGAUACCGGAAUCGCACCCUGAUGUUGGUAGUCAAUUCGUGUUCCGUAUGGCUGUACCGGGUGGAACCCUUGCCGAGAAACUUAUUUCAAGUGCCCUUUACUUGACCGUGAUUGGGUUUUCAGUCAUCCAUCUUCUGGCGUGGAACUGGAAAUUCCCCACGCCCCUGAUCCAGCAACUAUGGAGGUGGUUCAACCUCGGAACUGCUGCGGCGUCGAUUUUGCCAAUGGCUAGUUUUGUAGUGGGGGGUGUCCUAGACCCAAAUGGACGAAUAAUCACCACUAGAGGUUACAUCAUUUUCUUCAUCGCGGUUGGAAUUGUAUAUGUUCUGCUAAGAUUAGGAGUUCUCGGGUUGACUUUCUAUUGUCUUUCAUCUAUGCCCGAAAGUGUCUACACUACCAUGGAUUGGUUGGCUUGGAUUCCACAUUUCUCCUAG